Cuscuta campestris is the source of this 818-nucleotide messenger RNA. The record is from the annotation of a GenBank genome assembly. Lineage: Eukaryota; Viridiplantae; Streptophyta; Magnoliopsida; Solanales; Convolvulaceae.
UCUAUCAUUUAAAAAUAAUCUUAAUUUAAUAACUUAAAUAUCUCUCUCCAACGCAUUAGUUUGAGUGUUUUGAAUGUUUAAAGUCUAAAACGUAGAAACCUUGUGUAGAAGUUUAUGGGUGCGGAAAUGGCAAGAGCAACGGCCCUGCUGCGCGCAGCAAGCAAAGCCAUUAGAGAUUCGUAUUUACUCAAAGCUCUGCAAUCAGAAAUCAACCAUGAACUUUCUUCCCCCAGACCUUCCCAGAAUGAUGAACACAGCAGCUCGGGAGAUUUCGCAAUUGAAUGGGAUUCACCGAAUUCGCAAGACGUUCUUUUGCGAAGGAGAUUUGAGUCUGGUGAGGAAGUUGCUCUUUCAGCUAUGUUAAGUGCUGAUACUGUUUGUAUGGAAGAUGAAUAUGUUAUGUAUCCCAGAGAGGCUUUGGUUAAAGUAUGCUUAAAGAAGCCUGGGUUGAGUUCCAUCCUGCAGUUUGAUUGUCGAGCAAUCAGGGAUCGCGAUGGGGAAUUGAACUUUCAAAUUGAUAAUGCGCAUUACCUCAAAUCAGCAUCUUCCCCAGAUUCUUCAGCUUACAGAGGUCCUUCUUUCAGUUCUUUGGACCCUCGACUGCAAACCGAGUUCCUCCAGUACCUACAAGCUAAGGGAAUUGAUAAAAAGUUUUUGAGCUUUUUAGUAGUCCAUCUUCACAACAAGGAACAAGGUCAGUAUGUCAACUGGUUGCACAGGAUGAAAGAUAUGGUUGUCAGUGGCACACCAAAAUGAAUGUAAUGGUAGACUUGGGAUUUCAGCCACACUUUGCGCCUUAAUUAAUUUCAUGUACCUUU